Vigna umbellata (rice bean) is the source of this 480-nucleotide messenger RNA. RefSeq lists its product as uncharacterized. NCBI's taxonomy places the organism in Eukaryota, Viridiplantae, Streptophyta, Magnoliopsida, Fabales, Fabaceae. The record is from RefSeq and is a predicted model, not a curated record.
UAUAUAUAUAUAGCUUACAGAGCUUCGUGUUUAUUACAAUAAAGAAAGAAAUUGACCAACAAUGGGUUCUCUUAUGCCAGGAUGGGACUCUCCAACCUUGGAUCCUGAAUCAGCUUCAAUUAAGAGGAAUCGAUCACUCACAAAACAACAAAUUGAUGCUUACUGGAGAACAAAAGAGAAGACUGAUUGUAAAUUAUCUGAAACUAUUCAGACCCGAAAAUUUGAGGAUUCAGAGAAUUCUGGUAUGUCCUGUACAGUGGUCAAGAACCGCAUAGAGAAGCCCUUGGAAAGGGAUGUUGAUGAGAAAAGUUUGAAGAAGUUUGUGAAGAAAAGUUACUGGUGGACCAUGAGCAGCUCGGCAUUUCUGAAUGAAAGACCACUGAUUGAAGCUUCUUCCAACAACUAUGCUUCACAGUUUCACGUAGCCAACAUGAGAUAAACAAAAUUUAAAACCGGAAAUGAAAUUAGUGCUUGAUGAUC